Molecule: messenger RNA, 1182 nt
Organism: Daucus carota subsp. sativus
Lineage: Eukaryota; Viridiplantae; Streptophyta; Magnoliopsida; Apiales; Apiaceae
Product: F-box/kelch-repeat protein At3g23880-like
Exons: 1
Coding region: 1-1182 (393 amino acids)
Molecular function (GO): protein binding
Source: RefSeq, a predicted model, not a curated record
AUGGAUCCAAUAUGUGGCAGGGGAAAAAAAUCACAGGUGUCUCUCCCGGAAGAAAUAACCAGGGAGGAGAUACUUAUUCGACUUCCCGUGAAAUCUCUUGUACGAUCCCAAGCCGUUUGUAAAUCAUGGGAAUCUGUUCUGCACGACCCAGAUUUCAUGCAAGCACACAUUGCCCGUAACAUGAAACAAAACCCUAACGACCAUGCUAAUCAUCUCGUAGCUUUGUAUUCAAGUACACUUCGGAUCCUCUCCUCUUCGGAUCAGACUUUCAAACAAACUGGUACCCGUGUGUUUCCUUUGUUCGUAAAUUAUCUGCUUGGUUCGGUUAAUGGCUUAGUCUGUGUUUCGAAAUUCGACAGGUUCUUCAUAUGUAAUCCUGCUAUUGGUAAAAUUAAGGAUACAUAUCUUGCACCUUAUUUUAAUGAUAUACCUCGACGUGAUGAUUUUUGUACUCGAAUUCUAGGAUUUGGUUGGGAUCAUGUUAGAGACGAAUAUAAGAUUGUAGCUUGCUAUCUUUCCUAUAGUACAAUGAAAGGUGCUGUUUACUCGUCUAGUUCGAAUUCGUGGACUGAACUGGUUUUACCUGAUUCUGUGUUUCCUAGGAAUAAUUUUCUUAGGAAUAAUAUGUUUGAGGCUGGAAUCACAGUGCUCACUCCCACUAAUAUCAUCCGAAAUUGCCCGUAUUGGAGGUACGCGAGUAACACGGCAGAAAGGGAUAACGGCAAUGCCACUCUAGUUAAGUUUGAGGUUGAAACGAAUGAGUUUAGGUUGUUGCCUGAAUUUGAUCACGACACCGUACGUGGAAAAAAGAUUGAUCUUGUGAAUUUAAAGGAUUGUCCUGCUGUCUUGGUCUAUAAUGAAAAACAGAGUGUAGUUGGCUCUGUGGAUCUACAUUACCUGGACGAGGUUUCUGGCAUUUGGAUUAAGAUGUACACCAUGGAACCAAUCAAUUCUGAUUUUCCAAGUGUGCGGGGGUUUAAGGGAUAUUUAUAUGGUGGUGAGAUAAUGUUUGAUGAUCAGGGUAAACUUUUCUGCUAUGAUCCGGAGGCAAAAGUGAUUACAAGCUUUCUCGGCUGUCAUGGAUUUCCCUCAGCAGAUUGUUUUAGUUAUACACCUACAUUAGUUUUCCUUCCUGAGAUGAAGAAGAAGGUGCUAUUCGUUGGUCCUAUGGUUCCCCUGUAA